AUGGGUUGGUUUUGGGCAGAUACGACGCCGUCCGCACCCGUCGCGCGCGUUGCGCCACACCCCAUGCCUCGUGGAGGCGACGCGCAACCUCCACCUGCAUGUCCUAUGCAUAACAAGAUGCCACCGCCAUCGGGCAGAGCCGAGCCUCCUUCGACACCAAAGGGUGCGUGCCCCUACGUCCCUCCGGAGACCUCUUCGAAUGCACCUGCAUCCACACCUACCGAACCACCACAGAAGACCGGCCUUCUCUCCCGUCUAAACCCGCUCAACAACAUGUUCUGGACCCUAGAUAACGACCGUGCCGAAAAUCAAACGCAAGACCUCCCCCUAUCACGCGAACAAUCCACCAUACCGAAAGCAGACGGCUCGCUCUGGGAGUAUCCCUCGCCGCAGCAAAUGUACAACGCGAUGCUCCGAAAAGGCUACAACGACACACCAAUCGACGCCGUCGAAUCCAUGGUUUCGGUGCACAACUUCCUGAACGAGGGCGCCUGGGCAGAGAUCAUGGGUUGGGAACGGCGCUUCGCGCGCGGCAUCGUAGAGGGCUAUAGUAUCUGCAAGCGCGGCGAAGAAAACUCGAACAAGCUGCUCGGCACGGACGAAGACCCCUUCGACACAACGACUUGGGAGGAUAAGUCUAUCCCACCUCCGAAACUCCUCCGUUUCACCGGCCGACCUACAGAACUCACACCCAAGGCGCGGAUGCUGCAAUGGGCAGCUUGGGGCUGGCCGGGCAAGUUCGCAUCGCCGCCGCCUUUCGAUCGCCACGAUUGGUUUGUGGAGAGGUGCAAUGAGAAGGGAUGCGAAGAGGUGCGGUACGUGAUCGAUUACUAUGAGGGAGAGCCGGAGCCGACGGGAGAACCGGUGUUCUUCCUGGAUAUUCGACCAGCGAUCGAUGGACCUAGGAGCGCGGCGGAGCGAUUAGUACGGUGGGGGACAGACACCUGGUGGACCGCUACUGGGGGUGUUGUAAGAGAAGUAAGAAAGGCAGAAGCUGCGAGGAAGAAGCAGGAAGAAGAGCUCGCUGCCAAGAGCAGGUCGUAUAACUGA
Molecule: messenger RNA, 1050 nt
Organism: Didymosphaeria variabile
Lineage: Eukaryota; Fungi; Ascomycota; Dothideomycetes; Pleosporales; Didymosphaeriaceae
Gene: CYC3
Product: holocytochrome c synthase
Exons: 2
Coding region: 1-1050 (349 amino acids)
Biological process (GO): cytochrome c-heme linkage
Cellular component (GO): mitochondrion
Molecular function (GO): holocytochrome-c synthase activity
Source: RefSeq, a predicted model, not a curated record